AGUUUCCUGAGUGCAAAUCCCUUUUUUGAAUAAAGGGUCAGCCAAGAUGGAGAUGAACUUGGCUGUAAAGUCUUUACUUGCCUGGGUGAACAGUUUAAAACUCUGUGACUCAGAGCUGACCAUCGAUGACUUGCAGGACGGAGUGAUCGUACUUAGACUUGUUUAUAUGCUGAAAAAGCACCCCAUCCCCUGUCUAAAUGAUGCAACUGAGGAUCGGUUCAGAGUAAUUGCAGAGUUCCUAGAAAGGGACUGCAGAUUUAAUGCAAGCAAGAGCUCUUCUCUGCGUUGGGACCACAUUAGAGAUGGCAUCAGCCUAACAGCUGAAAUUUCAAAGGUGCUUUUGUUGCUUGUAUACCAUGAUAUGAUGAAUGACCACUGCACUCUGAACAUGUUGGACUGCGAUGUGGAGCGGGAACUAGCACACCUAACUAGUUCCUUUGUGAUGGAGAGUGAGGGUUGUGUUUAUUUGAGCGAGGAACUUGAUGCUCAUCUGAGAGGAAAACAUUUGACUUUAUCUCAAGAAAUAUUUGAGCAAUCAGCAGCUACCUCUGGUUCCAACAUGUCAAGCGUCUCUUCCUUCUUGGGUGAUGAGUCUCCUUUCUUCCACCGAACCAGUAGAAUUAAAUUUGUGGACAUAGAAACUGUGGCUUCUUCUUCAGUCAGCAGUUCUCCUCUGGAGGAUGUAAUGAACACACCGAAAUUUCAGCUGAGGAAAAUGCAGCGACAGAUGAUCAAGGAGCGAGACUACCGAGAUAGUUUGGAGAGGGAGCUGGCCAGCAAGAUUGUGCUCAUUGAACAAAGAGAGUCUCACAUUAACCAGUUGCAGUACCGCCUGGAUAAACUAAAGGAAGAACAAGGUGAUCAGGAGCAUGUUACCAAAGAACAAAUUAAUGAGCUUGAGAUCAAGAACAAUGACUUACAAAAGCGUCUUAAUGAGAUGCUGAAGCAAAAUAAAGACCUCAAGACAAACACUUCACUCAUGGAGCGCAAAGUGGAUGAGCUUGCAGAUGAAAACGGUGUGCUUUCUUCUCAGGUGAGAGCUGUGUGCUCACAGCUUGCCGUCUUUGAGACAGAAGUUGGUACACUGACGGAAAAUCAGGCGUCUGCUCAGGAGGAGUGGAGAAACAAAACAAACCACCUACAGUCUGAGCUCAACCAAGCAACUGCUCAAAAGGAACUCCUUACAGAACAAAUUCAAAUCCUUCAAGGAAAGAUUUCCUGUUUGGAGGAUGAAAUAAGCAAGGCCAGUAAGGACGAAGUAGGGGAAAAUAUGGGACCCAUAGUAGAGAGAGAAAUGUUGGACACUGAAAUCAGGGGUUUGAAGAAUGAGCUAGAGACUACACAUUUCUCCCUGAUAAAGGCUGAGCUGGAGAUUCAUGCUAAAACUCAGCAACUGGAGGAAUGCCACCAAGAAAUUAAGGAGAUAAAUGAGCAGAGGGGAGUUCUUCAGGAAGAGAUCCGAGUCCUUAAGCUUCAGCUUGAGCAGGUUGAGCAGCAAAAAAAUGAGCAGACAGACAGGCUACAACAGCAUAUUGCUGCUUGUGAACAAGAAAUUAAAAAACUACAGGAAAUUAAGCAAGCAAAGGAAGAUCAUCUUCGUCAGACUGAAGAAAAGGUGAAUGAUCUUGAGACAAAGUUAACUGCUGCUACUUCUCUGUUGGCUGUUAAAGAGCAGCAAAUUACCAGUCUCAAAGAUGAAGUUGACAUUCUUACAGAUGAAACUAACAAAAACAAAGAUGAAAUUCAAGCCAAAGAAGAAGAGCUUGCCAAGUUACUUCUUGAGAAGUCUAAUGUGCAAGAAACUCUCAGUGACAAAAUCCAGAUCUUAACAGCUCAAGUGGAAGACCUUAGUUCAUCUCUCAAACAGGCGCAGCAGGAAAUUCACAUGAAGCAAGACCUACUGGAUAAAAACACACAAGAGAAUGUCCAACAAAGAGAGCUACUUCAACAACAAAGUGCUGAACAUAUGGAAGCACUCGAGAAGCAGAAGACAGCAUCUCGAGAAGAAAUGAAGAGGCUAAAUGCAGAUAUUCAUGCUAAGGAAGAACAGAUGGCUCUGCUAGAGACUGAGGCCUCUACAUGCUCUGAAUUGUUGCAACAAGAGCUUGAUGAUCUGAACAACCAAAUAAAAAGCAUGACCCAUUCUCUUGAGAUGGCCAAGGACCAGGCUCAAGCCAGAGAAGCUCUAAUUGCCAAACAACAAGAGGAAAGCACUUUGCAGAUUGAGGAGCUUAGGAAACACAUUUCAGUUCUUGAGGCAGAAGUAAAUAGAUUGAAGCAGGAAAUCCAGACUAAAGAGGCUGAGGUAGAUGAGAUGAAGACUGACAGCUGCAAGGAGUCAGAGGCUCUACAGAAUGAGAUUCAAACUCUUCAGGGUCAAGUACAGUGUUUGAAUGAAUCACUGAAGACUGCAACAGAGCAGGCUCAGCUUAAAGAAAACCUGCUGAAACAAAAGGAAUUUGAGUUUUCUCAGGAAAAGCACUCUCUACAAAACAUGAUGAUGACCUCAGAAGAUGAGGUAAAGCGGCUGAGGGAGCAGGUCGAGGCCAAAGAAGAACAACUGGUCACACUUAAAAAAGAGGGCUCAAUCCACUCUGACAUGUUACAACAAGAGAUCGAAACUCUGAAAAACCAAGUAUGUGACAUGAGAGAGGCUCUCACAAAAGCAGAGGAGGAGUUUCAAAAGCAGCUAGUUGCACUUGAAAAACAGGAGCAGGAGAGCGUCGUCCAGAAAGAGCUGCUGCAGCGACAACUGCUUGCCUCUGAAGAAGAGAUGAAGCGAGUGAAAAAUGAGGUCCAGGCAAAAGAGGAACAGAUGGCUCUGCUAGAGACUGAGGCCUCUACACGCUCUGAAUUGUUGCAACAAGAGCUUGAUGAUCUGAACAACCAAAUAAAAAGCAUGACCCAUUCUCUUGAGAUGGCCAAGGACCAGGCUCAAGCCAGAGAAGCUCUAAUGGCCAAACAACAAGAGGAAAGCACUUUGCAGAUUGAAGAGCUUAGGAAGCAAAUUUCAGUUCUUGAAGCAGAAGUGAAUCGACUGAAGCAGGAAAUCCAGACUAAAGAGUCUGAGGUGGAUGAGAUGAAGACCGACAACUGCAAGGAGUCAGAGGCUCUACAGAAUGAGAUUCAAACUCUUCAGGGUCAAGUACAGUGUUUGAAUGAAUCACUGAAGACUGCAACAGAGCAGGCUCAGCUUAAAGAAAACCUGCUGAAACAAAAGGAAUUUGAGUUUUCUCAGGAAAAGGACUCUCUACAAAACAUGAUGAUGACCUCAGAAGAUGAGGUAAAGCGGCUGAGGGAGCAGGUCGAGGCCAAAGAAGAACAACUGGUCACACUUAGAAAAGAGGGCUCAAUCCACUCUGACAUGUUACAACAAGAGAUCGAAACUCUAAAAUCCAACGUGAAAACUAUGAGAGAGUCUCUCACAAAGGCAGAGGAGGAGUUUCAGAAGCAGCUAGUUGCACUUGAAAAACAGGAGCAGGAGAGCGUCGUCCAGAAAGAGCUGUUGCAGCGACAACUGCUUGCCUCUGAGGAAGAGAUGAAGCGAAUGAAAAAUGAGGUCCAGGCAAAAGAGGAACAGAUGGCUCUGCUAGAGACUGAGGCCUCUACACGCUCUGAAUUGUUGCAACAAGAGCUUGAUGAUCUGAACAACCAAAUAAAAAGCAUGACCCAUUCUCUUGAGAUGGCCAAGGACCAGGCUCAAGCCAGAGAAGCUCUAAUUGCCAAACAACAAGAGGAAAGCACUUUGCAGAUUGAGGAGCUUAGGAAACACAUUUCAGUUCUUGAGGCAGAAGUAAAUAGACUGAAGCAGGAAAUCCAGACUAAAGAGGCUGAGGUGGAUGAGAUGAAGACCGACAACUGCAAGGAGUCAGAGGCUCUACAGAAUGAGAUUCAAACUCUUCAGGGUCAAGUACAGUGUUUGAAUGAAUCACUGAAGACUGCAACAGAGCAGGCUCAGCUUAAAGAAAACCUGCUGAAACAGAAGGAAUUUGAGUUUUCUCAGGAAAAGCACUCUCUACAAAACAUGAUGAUGACCUCAGAAGAUGAGGUAAAGCGGCUGAGGGAGCAGGUCGAGGCCAAAGAAGAACAACUGGUUACACUUAAAAAAGAGGGCUCAAUCCACUCUGACAUGCUACAACAAGAGAUCGAAACUCUGAAAAACCAAGUAUGUGACAUGAGAGAGGCUCUCACAAAGGCAGAGGAGAAGGUUAAAGUCCUUCAGGCAGAGUUGUCAGUUGUCAAGACACUUGCAGCUGAUAAAGACCAAACUAUAAACACUCUCAGAGCGGAGGUCAAUGCUCAAGCUAACGUGAUACAAAAAACAAAAGCUAAAGCCGAAGCCAGUGAGAAACUUGUGGCUGAGAUAAAACAGGAGAGCUCCAAACAGACCUAUGUUCUCCAAAAUGAGAUCCAGAAUUUGAAGGAGGAGGUGGAAAGGCUUCUGGCCAAAGAGCAGAAAUUAGUUGAAACUCAGCAAGAGUCUGCUCAGCAAAUAAGCCUCCUUCAGCAACAACUUACAUCCGCAACUGCAGAGUUGACACAACAUGAAGCAACACAAGCUGCUAACAUCAGGUUGAAAGAGACUGUGCAGGAGAUGCAGGUUACCACACUCAAAGAGAAGGAGACUGUUGUCCAAGAAAAACAGGUGCUUUUGGUUAGAAUACUCCAGGCAGAAAAGGAUCACGAAGCCAUAGUUUUUGAGAAGGAAAGACUUCUCCAAGCCAACCUGGCCCUAGAGAGGGAGAAUGUAGCCUCACGGAAGCUUGAGUCUGUACUGCAGCAAGAGCUGGAAAUACUGAAAAUGCAGAAUGAGAAAUUGCUGAAAGAGCGAGAGAAAGCAGAAGAAAUUGAGCUAAUCAAGAGAGAUCUGCAGGAACAGCUUGCCACUAAAUCAGAGGCUGCUGAACACUACAAGGCUCAGAUGGAGAAGGCUGCAAAUCAUUACAACAGCAAGAAGCAGCUUCUCCAGAAAAGCCAAGAAGAAGUGGAUGCUCUCAAGCUUUCUCUUGAAGCUAAAGAGCGUGAAAUGCACACUAUGAUCAUGGAAAAGAAAGUACUUCAGCUUGAUUUGGACAAGGCUCAAGCCAAUGAGAAGACACUUUCACACAGGGUGGCCAGCUUGGAGGCACAGCUGGCCUGUGCUGACCAGAAUUUAAGAGUACAGAACAAGAUUCAUGCCAAUGGAGGCAGUGCAACAAGCUCGUGUUUCUUUGAGGUGCCUUACUCAAACUCGGGGGUUUGCACUAGAGCACAGGUGAAGAGAGCUAUGAGCUCAGAUAGCCUGGACCAGAGCAGUCUGGAAGACUCUCUGAACUCCACAAGAAAACUCUCAGCACCUGAUGAAUCCAGCACACCACUUGUACGCAGUUCAGAACGCUUGGCAGCCAAACGCCGGGGUCUAAAGGCCGAGUCACUGGAAACUUUGUACUUUACUCCUAUAAACACCAGACAAGUCAAGAGGACCGGUGCAGAGGAAAUUAUGGAUUCAACCCAAAAAAAUCCGACUUCAUCAGUCAAACGCCGCAGAACCACACAGGUUAUAAACAUCACUAUGACCAAGAAGACCCCGGGCUGCGGUGAAGCUGAUGAGACCUUCUACAGCCUGGCUUCAGCUCGCUCCCAGCCAAACCUUGCUAAUGCAAACUCCGCCCGGCCCGUGUCUAUGGAGCUGUUUGACACUCCCGCCAGAAGGACCAGCUGUGCCAGCAACCAACUCAUUGGGCUUCCAGGGUACAGACGGAGCACCAUCCAUGUACAGCCCACCAGUACCUUCUGCGUUGGAGCAGAAAACGAACCUGAUGGUGGACCUGAAGACUGGCUGAGGAUUGCGGAGCUCCAGGCCAGGAACAAGGCCUGUCUGCCUCAUCUAAAGAGCAGCUACCCUGUUGAGUCUGAGACUGGAAGGAGCGGUCCAUUGGUUUUCACAGACGAAGAGUUACGUACAGGUGACCCGUCGGACACAAUCCGCCGAGCAUCCAUGGUUCCAAGCCAGCUGCGGGAUUCGCUCAUCUCCCAUCGACAGUCACUCAUGUUGGGGCAGGUGGGUGCUGCUGCUGGCACUCGCUCCGACCGUCUGUCCUUGAUGCCAGGCCAACUACCCUCAAGGACCGCCAGCUCCUAUCAGCUGAGGAGCCCAAAAAGCACAAAGCAGUCUUCAUCCACGUUGUCCCUACACCAAACUUCACCUGAGAAAAAGAUGAAAGCCAGCUGCUUCCCUCGUCCACUCACCCCGAAAAACAGGACCAUGAGCAGUGGUGCUUCGAGCUCUACUCUUCGUGCUGCCCUCAGCCCAGCUGACCGGAGGCAGUCAAUGAUGUUUACCAUCGAAAACACCCCUAAAAGCAAUAACUACCUGAAGAAACAUCUGAACAAGCUGCGCAGCUCUGCACGAAAAUCCCCAGGCAACAGCUUAAAGAAGUCGCCUGCUCAGACAAGUGCACGCAAGUACCAGGAAAAAAUGCCAUCAGGGAGUUCACGUGGUGGUGUGAGACAAGCCGGGAGAACUGGAAACUUUAAAUCACCUCAGGUGGUAACGAAAGGAUCGAGGAAAUCUCCCCAAGCUGCCAGCAGAUCUGCAAAGUCUCCUGGAUUGACAGCCAGCGCUCGCAAGAUGAUGCGAAGGAUGAAAGUCUGAAGACUGGUCAAGCCCCCCACAUCCUCCCGUUCAGCCACAAAUAGUUCAAUGGGACUUUGUUUUUAACAGUUCAUCAUUCUUUUUCCAUGUUUGUUUUGCUUCUUAAUCUUUGUAUUAUAUGUACAUGUUUUUCAGUUAAUCGAUUUAAA
Molecule: messenger RNA, 6783 nt
Organism: Pelmatolapia mariae (spotted tilapia)
Lineage: Eukaryota; Metazoa; Chordata; Actinopteri; Cichliformes; Cichlidae
Gene: numa1
Product: nuclear mitotic apparatus protein 1
Exons: 23
Coding region: 47-6634 (2195 amino acids)
Biological process (GO): establishment of mitotic spindle orientation
Cellular component (GO): centrosome; spindle pole; spindle microtubule
Molecular function (GO): microtubule binding
Source: RefSeq, a predicted model, not a curated record